AUGCAGGCUGCCAGCAGCCGUGGCCUGAACAUUUCCGCAUCAGCGGGGCAUACGGCGCCGCAGUCGCAGUCGCUGGCACGGUCGCUGCGGCCCAUCCCCAUCACCGUCGUGACGGUGGCCAAGGGGUCCAGCAAGGGGGCAGAGCUGAUGGCGCUAGAGUGGGCAGACAAGCUGAAGCGGUACACCAGCCUUUCGCAGAUACAGGUCAAGCCCAACCCUAAGAAUGCCAAAGAGACGGCGGUGGCGGUUCGGCACGAGGGGGAGCGGGUGCUGAAGGUGUUGCAGCCCUCGGACCGCGUGGUGCUGUUGGAUGAGCGGGGCAGAGACAUUUCCAGUGAAGACCUGGCGCGGCUGCUGGCACAGGCCUCUGACCAGAGCUGGCCUUUGGUGGUGUUCUGCAUAGGAGGCCCCUAUGGCCACGCACCCGCAGUGCGGGCCCGCGGCAACGACACCAUCCGGCUGUCAAAGAUGGUGCUCAACCACCAGGUGGCGCACGUGGUGCUCCUGGAGCAGCUGUAUCGAGCGUGGACCAUCCUGCGUGGGGAGCCCUACCACCACUGA
Molecule: messenger RNA, 561 nt
Organism: Chlorella variabilis
Lineage: Eukaryota; Viridiplantae; Chlorophyta; Trebouxiophyceae; Chlorellales; Chlorellaceae
Exons: 6
Coding region: 1-561 (186 amino acids)
Biological process (GO): rRNA processing
Molecular function (GO): methyltransferase activity
Source: RefSeq, a predicted model, not a curated record